AUGAAUGUACAAGAAGAAAAGUCAUUUUCAAUUGUAAUUGAUUUAGGACUUACACAUUCUUCAGUUGCUUAUUAUGAUAUUGUUAAAAAUGAACCUAUCUUAAUUGAAGAUGAAAUAGGAAAAGAACGAAUAGCAUCAUGUAGAAUAAUAGGAAGAGAUGAAUGUGAUGUUAGUUAUGAAGAUCGUGAACAUUGGCCAUUCAAAUUAAAAUCAAGAGAUGAUGGAAGUGCUUAUAUUGAAUGUUAUAAUCCAUUAACUCAAGAAAGUGAAGAAUUUGAACCAGAAGAAAUUAGUGGAAUAAUAUUAAAAUAUUUAUAUGAAAUUGCACAAGCAAAACUUGGUAAUCAACCAAUAUCAAAUGUUGUUGUUACUGUUCCAGCUGAAUUCAAUGAUAUACAAAGAGCAUCAAUAUUAUUAGCGUGUAAAUUAUCAGGAACUAAGAAUGUUGAACUUGCUAAUGAACCAACAGCGGCUAUUGCUGGAUAUAAAAGAAAAUAUCCAAAUUCAUUAAAAAAUGGAGAUAGAAUCGUAGUAAUUGAUUUUGGAGGAACAUUAGAUGUAACAUGUUUUAAAAUAGUAAAUGAUAGUGUUGUUGUAGAAUCAUCUGGAGGAAAUCAAGAUUUAGGAGGAAACGAAUUUGAUAAUGUAAUGAAUGAUAUCAUUAAAAAAAGAAUAGAAAAAGUUAUUCCAGGAUAUUAUAAACAGAAACAAGUAAUGACUCAAAAAGAAACAAUAUUCAACAAGAAAUUAACUAAACUAAAGAAGAAUCAGAAAGAAUUAAAAUUGAAUUAA
Entamoeba dispar SAW760 is the source of this 792-nucleotide messenger RNA. Its product is annotated as heat shock protein 70kD, putative. Gene Ontology annotation, biological process: cellular response to unfolded protein; protein refolding. The coding region runs from base 1 to 792 and encodes 263 amino acids. NCBI's taxonomy places the organism in Eukaryota, Evosea, Mastigamoebida, Endamoebidae. The transcript has 2 exons. Gene Ontology annotation, cellular component: cytoplasm. Gene Ontology annotation, molecular function: ATP binding; ATP hydrolysis activity; heat shock protein binding. The record is from RefSeq and is a predicted model, not a curated record.